GACGCGCACGUGUGCCGCAAAACGGACGGCGGUGGCCCUGGUCUUGUGCACCAUGACGUUCGGUGGCUCUUCCUCAGUUAUUCCUGUUCGUCUUCUCGCUAUCUUAUCUUCCUGGGGCAGUUUGGACGGUUAAGUGUGCAAAUGUCCCACCUCCUGCAAGUCGCGGCCGCUGUGAAGUGGUCGAAGUCGACGGCUGCUCGCAGAGCCAUUUUCCUGGCCUUGGCCACUUACGGUGUCAAAAGGCUGUAUCCUAUCCUCCAGCAUCACUUCCAUGGCAAGCCUCGGCCUGGGGCAUCGUCACCCCGUCACACACCCGGCCAGUGCUUUGCCAAGAAGUCUCCGGCUGUUGAUGCUGAUUUUUGUCAGCAGCUCCUCGGUCUCAGCAAAAUCCUUUUCCCCAAACUGCUCACCAAGGAACUGGGUUUGCUCUGCCUGCAUUCAGUGGCUUUGAUUUCCAGGACGUUUCUCUCCAUUUACGUGGCCGCAUUGGAUGGGAAGAUCGUGAAGACAAUCGUUGAAAAGAAACCCAAAAGCUUUGUGCUGAAACUGGUCAAAUGGCUUUUAGUGGCCAUCCCAGCCACUUUUGUCAAUAGCGUGAUUCGCUAUCUGGAAUGUAAAUUGGCUCUGGCAUUUCGCACUCGCCUGGUUGAUCACGCGUAUCGUACGUACUUCACCGACCAGACUUACUACAAGGUUAGCAACAUGGACGGGAGGCUGGAAAAUCCCGAUCAGUCACUGACAGAAGAUAUCCUGAUGUUUACUCAGUCCAUUGCACAUUUGUACUCCAAUUUAACGAAGCCCAUCUUUGAUGUCAUGUUGACCUCGUACACCUUAAUCCAGACUGCAACUUCGCGGGGAGCAAACCCCAUGGGACCCACUAUUUUAGCCGGCUUUGUCGUCUAUGCCACAGCAAGGGUAUUACGAGCCUUCUCUCCAAGAUUUGGCAAACUGGUGGCCGAAGAAGCCCAAAGGAAAGGAUACUUAAGAUAUAUCCAUUCACGUAUUAUAGCCAAUGCAGAGGAAAUUGCUUUUUACAGGGGACAUAGGGUGGAAAUGAAUCAGCUACAGAAAAGUUACAAGUCGCUUGCUGCCCAGAUGAAUCUUAUUUUGUCUAAAAGAUUAUGGUACAUAAUGUUGGAACAAUUUCUAAUGAAGUAUGUGUGGAGUGGAAGUGGAUUAGUGAUGGUGGCGGUGCCCAUUAUUACGGCAACAGGUUUUGCAGACAAUGAGUCAGAAGAUGGUCACAAGCAAGUAAGUUUGGUUAGUGAACGAACAGAAGCUUUUACCACUGCACGCAAUCUGUUGGCUUCUGGAGCAGAUGCAAUUGAAAGAAUUAUGUCAUCAUACAAAGAGAUCACUGAAUUGGCUGGCUAUACUGCUCGAGUGCACAACAUGUUUUCGGUUUUUGAUGAAGUUCAGAGGGGAAUAUAUAAGAAGUCCACCAUCAGUCAAGAAUUUGAAAUGGAUUCCAGUAAAGUAACAAAAUAUGGCUUAAAUAUUGCAGGUUCUUUGGAACAGAAAGGUCAAGUUAUUGAUGUUGAUGUGGGAAUUAUAUGUGAAAAUGUUCCCAUUAUUACCCCAAAUGGAGAUGUUGUUGUUUCCAGAUUAAACUUUAAGGUUGAUGAAGGUAUGCAUCUCCUUAUUACUGGGCCUAAUGGAUGUGGAAAAAGUUCUUUAUUCAGGAUUUUGAGUGGUCUAUGGCCAGUGUACGGAGGGGUAUUGUAUAAACCUCCUCCGCAGCAUAUGUUCUACAUUCCCCAGAGGCCUUACAUGUCUGUUGGAACUCUAAGGGAUCAGGUUAUCUAUCCGGAUUCUGUGGAAGACAUGCAUGAGAAGGGAUAUACAGAUCUCGAUCUGGAGCAUAUUCUAGAUAUUGUUCACUUGAAUCACAUAGUACAGAGAGAGGGAGGAUGGGAUGCCUUUACUGACUGGAAGGAUGUCUUGUCUGGUGGUGAGAAACAAAGAAUGGGGAUGGCACGAAUGUUUUAUCACAAACCAAAAUAUGCAUUGUUAGAUGAAUGCACAAGUGCUGUGAGUAUUGAUGUCGAAGGAAAGAUAUUUCAGACUGCAAAAAAUUCAGGGAUCUCAUUGCUGUCAAUUACACAUAGGCCAUCUCUCUGGAAAUACCACACACACCUAUUACAGUUUGAUGGGGAGGGUGGUUGGCGAUUUGAACAACUGGAUACUGCCACCCGACUCUCAUUGGCUGAGGAAAAGCAAAGACUUGAGUCUCAACUGGCUGGAGUCCCUCAGAUGCAACAGAGAUUGAAUGAACUGUGCAAGAUUUUGGGAGAAGACUCUGUGCUCAGAACUACUGGAUCAGAAGAAUGAUAACAGACAAUGGAUGGUGAAUAAUAAGAGUUGCAAAAGAAAUACAUGACGCAAACAAAAUUAAAAUGAGAUUUUCCAAUUCAUUUAGAAUCAUUAAUCCUUUCAGCAAAACAAGUUUUAACUUUUGGAUGUAUAACCUCAUCACUUCAUUAGAAUACUGGUAGGUAAAACUUUGGGAAGUUUACAUUAUUGAAAUAACUUUUCAUGAAUUUGACCGCACAUAUUUGAAAAAUAAAAUCUUAAGAGGAAGCUAGAAUUUACAUAUUCUGGAUAAUUGGUUCAUGUUCUGUAAAUGCGGUUCUAUGCUUUAAGGUCUAACGAACCGCCUUUUCUGUUCACUUGGUAUCAGCUAUCAUGUGGUACAAGUGACCAGGAUAGAUUUUUGAUAUUGCUGUUACCACACCACUAUCUUUUUUAACCACUCUGCUCAAGAAGUUUAUCUGCAAUAAGCACAAACAGUAUUUUGUCCUGUUUGUCAGGAUCCAUUGUUUUGAGGAAAGGGAGAGGAGUUUGUAUAUCAAAAUAUGAUUUUAUUAUAGUGCAGUAUGAUUGAAUCUCUCAUAAGAUUUAGCAUGCCAGCCAUGCUUUUUAAACUGUUAUGUCCCUAUUUGCUGCUGCUCAAGCAGUAUAUUUUAUUCAGCACAGCUUCUGUAUUUUUGUUAGGUAUGAAUUUGUUUACCCACAUUCCAUAGUACAAAGCAUCUAAAAUUGUGCUUUUUUUUGAAGGUAAGAUGGUUUUCUAUUUAAUUACUGAAGCCCUCUGUUGGUUGAGACCAACCAUAGAUAUUGGGUCCUAGCUGUCUACGUGUUAGGCAAGUCAGUGCAGUAAAAUAUGAAGCCCAGGCUUGUGCCCCGGAGAGGACACAAUCCACCAGAGGUGCAAACCCACAAUCCCCUGGGAUCGAUGGCUGUCUACUAAGAUAUGAAAAGCAAGCUGUCUCACCCUUUUCAUGUGGCUGUUGAAUCAAAAGGAAUGGCAGAGACCAGUACAGAUUGGCACCAGAAGUGUUGCAUGAGUUGCCAGUCAGCGUUGAACUCGAUGUAGGACUCUCUUAGGGACUCCAGCUCUGGAUUUUUCCUCAGGGGUUUACUCACGAAGCCUUCCCUAUGAGUAGGUAUAGCCACAAGGCAGUGGAGGUUGAGAGUUUUCCUUCUAGAUGAGGUGCCAGCUGUGCUUGGUGAGUGCCAUCUGCCUGAAGCAACUGGCUUUAAGAUGUCAAUAACCUGUUUUGCCCCUUUAAUUAUUAUAGUGUACAUUAACACAAUGCGCACAUUUUCCUUCAACAAAAGGAUUAUCAGUUCCAUUAAUUACAUCUAUUUUUCCAAUGAAAAUCUUAGUACUUUGACUUCAAAGAAAAACCCAGGUGAGCUUUGAAAGCAAAAUAACAGCAGAUGCAGGAAAUCUUAAAAACAAAGUGCAGGAAAUGCUCUGCAGGAUGGGCAGCAUCUGUGGUGAGAGAAAGAGUUAAUGCUUAAGAUUUAUGAUUUUCAUCGUAGCAGGUAAAAUGUCAUUGUCUGAAACAGCUGUUGGCUCGCCACAGUAUUUUCAAUUUUUAUUUCUGGGUUUACUUUAUUCUUUUCAAAGGUUUUUAAGCGUUUAUUAGAACUGAUUCAUGCAGAGGCUUGUCUCUUCAAGAAAAUGUUUACUCAAUGUACUUGGCGUUCUUUACAUCUGUACUACUGAGAUGCCUAGUUUUAUAUACAUUACUAUUUUUAAUUAUAAGCCAUCAGAUUUUUUAAUUUGUUCCUUUCCUGCCAGGAAGGUUAAGUCUGUGGAUUUUGUAACUGUUGUUUGGCCAUCUGGGGGUGUACUUCUUUGAUGCAGAGCUGGUCCUGUAUUCAGCACACUUCUCUCCAUACAUGAAAUAAACAUGGAAUCUAUGGAAACUUUGCAGUGGGGAAUAUUAGAAUUCAAACCACAACUGAAGCCAGUAUUUGAACUGAAAACUAAAUGGCUGCCAGUACUCUUGAGUGUGCUCCCCAUUAGCUUUUAGAUUCUACUAAGUUGUUGAGUUUGAAGUCAGCUUUUUUAAUUUAUUGUAUUAAAUUGCAAGGGUCCAUUAUCAUUCCUUGCUGUUCUGUGUAAAUUUUACAAAUGUACUGUUUGUAUUCUUGAAACUCUUGUCUUUCAUGAUAAGUUGGUGAUCUGCAUGUACUUGCAUGCCAUUAAAUAUUCGCAAACACGAAGAAAUCUGCAGAUGCUGGAAUUUCAAACAACACAAAAGUUGCUGGCAAACGCAGCAGGCCAGGCAGCACUUAUAGGAAGAGGUACAGUCAACGUCUUGGGCUGAAACAUCAACUGUACCUCUCCCUAUAGAUGCUGCCUGGCCUGCUGCAUUCACCAGCAACUUUUAUGUGUGUUGCCAUUAAAUAUUUUGUUUAAUUAUCACACUCUUCUAACCAGUCCAUACUACUGAACCUCACACUCAGCUUUGUGUUCUAAAAUGUGUUUUGCAUGAUGUAUGUAAACUUUAAGUAAUAUCAUGCAUUUCUGUGAAAAUGCAAUGUAUAGUAGCUCCAACAUUAUUCAUAUGGCUGGACCAGGAUGUGAUGGAAAAAUAGCAUGUGCAUGGGAAUGAACACAGCUAUUUAAUUUGUGAUUUGAUAGAUUUGUAACUAAAAUGAAUAACAUUUUAUAUUGAAACUUUAAAAUAUUAACAAUAAAUUGCAUGAUUUGCAGGUCAUUAUUUUGUUGAGUUGGUAAUUCUGGUACAGUUGACCAGCAAAAUGGAAAUUUUGCAUAAAUACCCCAAAUAUUUCACAUUUUUCCAUUGCUAUCAAAAAAAUCAGAAAUGUUACAACAUUUAAUCAAGGCAAAUCUGUUGUUGGCAGGUGUGGUCAAUCUGAAAUGAAAAUAAAUGAUGUGAUAUACAUUUGUAAUCAAAUGUAUUCUCUAUUCUGCUUCUGCCAACCAGUAUUUACAAAUAUCUCUUAUAGUGUUGGAGCUGAAAAGAGAAUUGGAUAACCAUACAUGAAUACAGUAUCAAAGUGCAGUAAAGUGCAUAUUUAUUGUCACAUCUAUUACCAACCAAAGUAAUACAUAUGCAAGGCCAAAUUAUGUUAUAUCUAAAGUACUGUUUGUAUUAACUAAUCUGAAGAGAUCUUGGCUUGACUUAGAACGUAAUUUGAGCAGUCCAAACACUGCAAGGAGUAAGUUGCAUUUUCUGAAAUGAAUUUAAAAAUUACCUCAAUGAAUGUGAAAUUCUGUUUUGCAUUUAAAUGACUGUUUAUUUAAUCCGUAUGUAAAUGCACCGUGUGUAUUGUAAUUUGGAAAAUACUUUUAUUGUUAUACACAUUAAAAGUUUCUGAAUCAUCAGGAACUUUCAUUUCUGUAGUUAUUACUUUAAAAAGGCAUACUAAGCUCUGAAGUGAAAAGGCA
Molecule: messenger RNA, 5710 nt
Organism: Mobula hypostoma (lesser devil ray)
Lineage: Eukaryota; Metazoa; Chordata; Chondrichthyes; Myliobatiformes; Myliobatidae
Product: ATP-binding cassette sub-family D member 2-like
Exons: 10
Coding region: 142-2331 (729 amino acids)
Biological process (GO): very long-chain fatty acid catabolic process; fatty acid beta-oxidation; peroxisome organization
Cellular component (GO): peroxisomal membrane
Molecular function (GO): long-chain fatty acid transmembrane transporter activity; ABC-type transporter activity; ATP binding
Source: RefSeq, a predicted model, not a curated record